AUGGAAGAAAUCGCCCCCGAAUACGACCUGGUCGUGCUGGGCACCGGUCUGACAGAGUGCAUCCUGUCCGGUGUUGAGUCCGUCAAGGGCAAGAAAGUCCUCCACUUGGACCGCAACGACCAUUAUGGCGCCGAGGCAGCAUCCGUCAAUCUUGAGACCAUGUUCAAGAAGUACGGCAACUACCAGCAGGGCUCCGAGCCUUGGAAGAAGUACGGCCGUGCCAACGACUGGAACAUCGAUCUCGUGCCUAAGCUUCUUAUGAGCAACGGGGAGCUCACCAACAUCCUCGUCUCCACCGAUGUCACGAGAUACGUCGAGUUCAAGCAAAUUGCCGGCAGCUAUGUUCAGCAGGGCAGCGGCGCAAAGGCAACCGUGGCCAAAGUGCCCAGUGAUGCUGGGGAGGCGUUGAAGAGCCCUCUGAUGGGUAUCUUUGAGAAGAGACGGGCGAGGAACUUCCUGCAGUGGGUAGGCAACUUUGACGAGGCCAACCCAAGCACACACAACGGCAUGAACCUCGCUCAAACCACGAUGCGUCAGGUCUACGACAAGUUCGGCCUCGAACCCGGAACCCGCGACUUCAUUGGCCACAGCAUGGCUCUCUACACCACUGACGAUUACAUCGAAAGCAAAGGCGCGGCCAAAGACUGUGUCGAGCGUAUCCGACUCUACGUCAACAGCAUGGCCCGUUACGGAAAGAGCCCAUACAUCUACCCACUUUACGGCCUGGGCGAGCUACCACAGGGUUUCGCCCGUCUCAGUGCCAUCUACGGUGGUACAUACAUGCUCAACGCCAACGUGGACGAGAUCAAGUACGACGGUGGCAAGGUCUCAGGCAUCAAGGCAACAAUGAAAGAGCGAGGCGAAGAGGGCGAGGGUAUGAAGUUCGAGACCAAGUGCAAGAAGAUCAUUGGAGACCCAUCAUACUUCCCUGAGAAGGUGCGGGUAGUGGGACACUACCUCAAGGCCAUCUGCAUCCUGAAUCACCCCAUUGAUAAGACGGAUAAUGCCGAUUCGCUGCAGCUUAUAAUCCCUCAGUCGCAGGUUGGAAGGAAGCACGAUAUCUACAUCGCCAUGGUCUCUUCCGCACACAACGUCUGCCCCAAGGGUUACUACAUCGCCAUCGUCAGCACCAUCGCCGAAAGCAACGCGAACCAUCACCUCGAACUGCAACCCGGUCUCGAGCGUCUCGGCAAGAUAGAAGAGCAGUUCAUGGGUCCGCCAAUUCCAAUCUACGAGCCUCUCGAGGAUGGAACGAAGGACAACAUCUUCAUUAGCAAGAGCUACGAUGCCAGCUCACACUUCGAGACCAUGACUGAUGAUGUGAGGGAUCUGUACAGGAGGGCUGAGGGUGAAGCCCUUGUUGUCGCGGGCCUAAAAGAGGGGCAGAACUUGGUGGCUGAUGAGUAG
Messenger RNA from Zasmidium cellare ATCC 36951, 1407 nucleotides. RefSeq lists its product as uncharacterized. Gene Ontology annotation, cellular component: cytoplasm. Bases 1 to 1407 code for a protein of 468 amino acids. The record is from RefSeq and is a predicted model, not a curated record. Gene Ontology annotation, molecular function: Rab GDP-dissociation inhibitor activity. NCBI's taxonomy places the organism in Eukaryota, Fungi, Ascomycota, Dothideomycetes, Mycosphaerellales, Mycosphaerellaceae. The transcript has 3 exons. Gene Ontology annotation, biological process: protein transport; small GTPase-mediated signal transduction; vesicle-mediated transport.